AUGGAGAAAUUCUUCCAGUUCCUGCUCUUUGUCAGAGAAGGAAAUCUGAAAAGAUCAGCUGUUCUUGUCCACUGGCUGUUUGCUCUCAAAACGGGGGCUGGGAAACAACAUGUUGUUUUACCUUCUCUCUUUUUUGCCUUUCCUAUAGGCGAAAUAACAAUGGAUGCAAUAUUAUCCCGAUUGAAGCAGCUCACCCCUGAUGAGCUUAGAGAAGAAAUUGUAAGAGCAGGACUGAAAUGUGGGCCCAUUACAUCAACUACUAGGUUUAUUUUUGAAAAAAAAUUGGCUCAGGCAUUGUUGGAGCAGCAAGGAGCACUGGAGGAAAAAGGAUCUGCUCUGUUGGAGGAGGCUGCUGGAAAUGUCCCAUCUGAUAGCAGCCGGGCACAAGCACAAAAGGCUUUGAAAACUACAGCAGUGAAUCACAACGGUCAUGGAAGUGUUUCUGAAGAGGUGGACUUUGGGUACUGUGUGGGUCUGAACCCUCCAGAAGAAGAUGUUGUGAUGCACAUGAACUGUUCAGCUCCAGUCUGCGGAGCAGGAUGUGUUGACUCACAAAUUAGUACUCAGAUGCCGUCCAGAGAUCCUCCGCUAUUCUAUGGUGUUUGUCCAGUUUAUGAUGACAUAUUGGCAAGGAAUGAGAGAAUACAUGUUUAUGAAGAUAAAAAGGAAGCUCUCCAAGCUGUUAAAAUGAUUAAGGGUUCCCGUUUUAAAGCUUUUUCAAACAGAGAGGAUGCUGAGAAAUUUGCUAAAGGAAUCUGUGAUUAUUUCCCGUCUCCAAGCAAGUCUUCUUUAUGUUUGUCUCCUGUGAAAAUGGGGUCAUUUAACAGAGAUGGCUUAUGCUCCCCUGAGACCGAAACUGCUAAUAAGGAGAGAGCCAACAGUUAUAAAAGUCCACGUACUCAAGAUCUUACUGCUAAACUUCGGAAAGCUGUCGAGAAAGGAGAUAUAGCAACAUUUUCAGAACUUAUUUGGAGUAACCCUCGCUAUCUGAUUGGGUCGGGAGACAAUCCGACAGUUGUACAGGAAGGGUGCAGGUAUAAUGUCAUGCAUGUUGCUGCCAAGGAGAAUCAACCUGGUAUUUGUCAAUUAUUACUGGACACUUUGGAAAAUCCUGAAUUUAUGCGCCUUAUGUAUCCAGAUGAUAAUGAUACAAUGUUGAAGAAUCGAAUCCAGUAUAUUGUUGACCUUUACCUUAAUACACCAGAUAAAACGGGAUUUGAUACUCCAUUGCAUUUUGCCUGCAAGUUUGGUAAUUUGGAUGUUGUUAAUGUGCUUACCUCACACCCAGCUAUUGUAAAAAAUCCAAGAAACAAAUAUGAUCAAACUCCAGCAGAAGUAGUUUGUGAAAGAAGCAAGAAUAAAUCUGCAGAAUUGAAAGAAAAACUAAGAGAGUACUUGAAAGGUCGUUACUAUGUACCACUCUUGAGAGCAGAAGACAAUUCCUCAGCUCCUGUAAUUGGUGCACCAUGGUCACCGGAUCAGACAGAUGAUAACCCCCAAAGAACUUUCUCUAAAUACCCUGGCAGCCCCAAAGAUCCAGUGUUGUCGAUAAGAGCUUUCGCAGGCCCCAUGAGCCCCUCAAAGGCUGAAGAAUUUCGCAAGCUUUGGAAGACUCCACCUCGCGAGAGAGCUGGCUUUUUUCACAAUCUCAGGAAAUCUGAUCUGGAGAGAGGUGUUGAAAGAGUUGGAAGGGAGUUAGCUCAUGAACUGGGGUUCCCGUGGGUUGAAUACUGGGAAUUUCUGGGCUGUUUUGUUGAUCUGUCUUCCCAGGAGGGGUUGCGAAAAUUAGAAGAGUACCUGAGUCAUCGGGAAAUGAGCGAAAAGGCUCAGCAAGAAACAGGGGAAAAUGAAACCUGCAACAGAUAUAAAACUAUGCAUCCUUCUGGCAAGAGUAAAAAGUGCUGCAAUUCUAUUUCUGUUGGAGCAUUUCUGGAUGAGGAUGAUGAUGACAUGAGCUUAGAAGAAAUUAAAAACAGACAAAAUGCAGCACGGAAUAUUGGCCAACCUAUCGUGUCCAAAGAGCCGAGCAUUGAUGCUAUUGGAGAUGCAGAGUGUGAUAUCUUGUCAAUGGAGCGUGCAGUGAACAUUAUAGAGACAUCAGAUCACCCCAGGCACUAUGAAAAGGUGGCUUCUUCCAGCAAAAAUGGAUUUUGUAAUCCUGUGUCCAGUGAAAGGAUAAUUAGUGACAGGAAGCAUUUGCACGAUGGAGAAGAAUGCCUUGUAUCUCCUGUUUCCAGUCUAAUGUCAGAAUUUGAAAGCCUGUCAUUCCAAGAACAAGAGGCUGCAAGAGAAUCAAAUAAAAUCACUGAAAAAACUGAGAAUGAGAGAAUUCUGGCUGAAGGAAUGAGUCAGGCGAGAAUAUCCAUGGACCAUCUGGAUAAGUCCUGCUAUGCAGCUUCACUGGCAAGUUCUUCUGAGCCAAGUGUUACAGGUAAACCUGGAGAGGCCAAGUUAAGGACAGAGCACAGAAUACCAUCGGAAAAGGAGAGAAUGUCCAGGGAAUCUGGGAUUCAGGCUAAUGAGGCACAACAACGUCAAGAAUUUUUUUCCCAGAAAUUUCUUUCAAAGACUUCACCCACAAAUGACAAUUCUAAUAUGUUAUUCCUGCUUGGGGAGCAGCCCUCGAAGCUGGAUAGCGAUGUCUUAGCAGCUAUAGAAACAGCAGAGAUUGAUCCCCAGAAAUACCCCAUUAUUUACAAAUGGAAACACGCGGUGCAGUCAUACUCUUCAUCUGACAGGCAAAGUUGGCCAAGUCCAGGACUGAAGGCAAGAUUCAAGUCCCAGACCAUCGCUGCUGGUCUUCCAAAUGCUUCUGUGUAUUCUAAUUCAGGAAGAAAUAGCCCCGUAACAGGAAGUCCAGGAAAAUAUGGGAACGCUGCCUCAUUCUCUCCAGACCCUGGGAGUCCUGGGCGCUACAGUCCAGCGUGUGUCAACCAUGCUCUGUUAAAACCGCGUUAUUUUUCAGAGCCUCCUGCCCACUAAAAUCUGAUUCAUCUUCCUGGGACUUUGAUUAUAUUUUCAAUGUUAGAACGGAGGAAAAAACUAAAAUGUUACUUAAGUGACAUGAGGUUUGUACUUGGCUAUUUAUUUUUCCUCAAUUGAGGACAACUGUAUGUUAAAAAAAAAAAAAAGAGGAAUAUAUGUCUUUAUGCCACAUAUGAGAUAGAUUACUGGUGAUAUGCAAGAAGUUAGUGACAGUCAGUGCAGUUGUCCAGUAGCUGUGAAUUAACCCUUGUUGCCAGUAAAGCCGUGAGCUGAACCUUCACUUAGAAAUGGUGGUAUCUUACUAUCACUGGCUGUCAUUAUUGUAAUGAACCCAUUAGCCCUCAACUGCAUUUCUUCUGCUUGGGUAGUCUGGAAGAAGCACAUCAUCAGUAAACUGAAACCUUACCAGAGGAAAUUGAGGGCAAGAAGUAAAAUGUUCUUCCCCUGGCAGGGGGAAUGCUCGAAAUGAAGAGCCUAAAACAAAGCCUGGGAAGCAGCAGCUUUCCAGUACGGAGUAUGAAUGUGAAACCCUGGGCGUAGCCAGAACGGGAGUGUUUAGAGCCAGCAGUUUGGUCUAGACAGUUGAAUACACACACUCUUACAUAUAUGUGUGUAGAUGUGCACGUAUUUACACAGAAAACCUUGAGUCUUUGCUUGUUCUGAGGCUGUUCUAACCACCAUGAUACACUGAGUGCUUUAGCAAAGGGUCACUGUAGAAAUUACUGAUAGUUCUUUAAAUGUUAGUUUGAAGAUGUAAAAAAAAUCUAAAAAAUUAGCUGUUUUUUUUUUCCCACAGAAGCUUUUAAACAUUAGCAGAUUUUAAUAAUUAUUACACAAAAGCACAUCAGCAAUAAUUUAAUCAAAUUUACCAGCAACAUACUGUAACGGUCUAGUUUGUAAUAUAUUAAUGAGUGGUAGCCAGUGACCCAUCAUGUGGUUCCUUAUUUCCCAACUGUAGAGAGAGGAAUAAGGUCUAAAAAUAUUUUCAUUGAAAUCAAAGCUUUUACUAUGUCUCUAGUCUUGAUGUGGUAAUGAGUUUUUGUUACAGCAGUCAAUAAUUUUAUUCUUUAGCCUUCUGUAAGACUGACUUGUUUCGACAGUCUGAUGCAGAGAUUGAAGAAUGCUUUUCAAAACUCAAGUUUUUUCCGUAUCAAGCUUAAUGGUUGUAAUGUUGUUUGAAAGGCUUCCAGAAACAGUUCUCUAGUUAAAAGGAGAAAAAACCAAAACCAAACCUAUCUAUCAUUGCAAGGUAAAAGUGAAAAUCUGCCAAGGCUGUGCUGGUAAAAAAGGGCUGGACUGGGAGUCCCUGCAUCACACAGCGGGGGAGGAGGUGGGGGGGCAGCAGCUGCAGGCAGGACGGGCAGUGGGAGCCCGCAGGGCAGGGACUGUUCCCUGGGCACCCUCCAGCAGGGUCAGGAUUUGGUACAGACCUAAAAAAACUGCACUUAAUGCUUUUGCAGGUUUAAUAGUGCCUUUUGUAACAUAUUUUUUUUAAUUAAAUUCUUGUUCUUUUAGAAGUUUUUAAAAAAGUGGCAUCCACUUACUAUGGGCACGUAAAAUACAGUUUUUCUUCUGGGCUUUCUGAACAGAACGUAUUUUAAUGUCUCACUCUUUCUAGUUUAUUUGGUGCGAUAGCUCUCCACUAUAGGAGAGCAUUCCUCUUUUAGAAAUUAUUCUUUAAAAAGGCUUAUUUAGCUCUUUCUUUAUAAUUAAGCCUAUUUUCAAGGAGCUGAACAUUAGGAAGAGCUACUUUACACAAAUGACUGUCAUUCAGCAAUAUUCCAGACAGCUGGGUGGGGUUGGUGGGGGGACUCUUUAAGAAACAUUUUUUAAAAAAAAAAAACCAUAACCUGCUAUGUUACCAAGUAUAUUAACUGACUUUUUCAUGAGGUUUUUGAUGCAACGGUCUCUGUGGUCUGAAACAACUUUUUUAGGUCCCCAGUUCCUACAGUUUUACUUUAAAGGGCUUGGGGUUUUUUGGUUUGUUUGUGGGGUUUUUUUGGUGUGGCUUUUUUUCCCCAGGUUUGGGGUUUUUUAAUAAUUUAAUGUAAAUUAUGUCUUUGUCAUUCUGGAGAAAUUAUUUAGGUGAUGAGUAAUUGCUUAAUACCAUGUCAAAGCCAGAUUCAGGUGGUGAGGUGCUGUGUGUGCAGCUGCUGUGCUCCAGCCUGGGCUGUCAGACAGCAGCAAUGCCCUUUUAUGUGUUAAGAGCUUGUUCUAGAGCCAGGAGACCAAUACUAACACUCUGGUACUUUUGGCCUUUUUACCUUUGUUAUGCAGUCUUUCUUUUUUCUAAUAUUUAAAUGUGUAUUACUGGUAUGUACAUGUAGACACACACCCCCCACCCCCCCCUCCACCUCUACCACCACCCAACCCUUGCCUUUCACUUUGUAAUAUUGUUUUUGUUCAGUCAGGAGACUUUUUUUUUUUUUAAACUGUGUUAUAUAAAUACAUUAGUCCAGCUGUACCACAUCUUAAGAGGUCAUUUUUCUAACACUAUAUUUACUUCAGCUAUU
Molecule: messenger RNA, 5498 nt
Organism: Athene cunicularia (burrowing owl)
Lineage: Eukaryota; Metazoa; Chordata; Aves; Strigiformes; Strigidae
Gene: ANKLE2
Product: ankyrin repeat and LEM domain containing 2
Exons: 13
Coding region: 1-2982 (993 amino acids)
Biological process (GO): negative regulation of phosphorylation
Cellular component (GO): endoplasmic reticulum
Molecular function (GO): protein phosphatase 2A binding
Source: RefSeq, a predicted model, not a curated record